Molecule: messenger RNA, 2904 nt
Organism: Daphnia pulicaria
Lineage: Eukaryota; Metazoa; Arthropoda; Branchiopoda; Diplostraca; Daphniidae
Product: melanopsin-like
Exons: 6
Coding region: 181-2037 (618 amino acids)
Biological process (GO): G protein-coupled receptor signaling pathway; visual perception
Cellular component (GO): membrane
Molecular function (GO): G protein-coupled receptor activity
Source: RefSeq, a predicted model, not a curated record
CAACCCAACGAUUCACCCUCUCUCUCUCUCUCUCUCUCGCUCUUGAGGGUCUCCUUUUGAUGUCGUGUCGAUGCUGUGACACCGUGUAACCUCCCCCGAGGUAUUUAUUUCUGUGUCGGAUCAAAGUGUUGGUUAGUUUCUCACAGUUCACAAAGUUUUGAAAACAUUUCGGCUGAGAAAAUGACGACGAGUGACGACUACACUUAUUGGAUUAGUUUUCCCGCUGGGGCCCGCACAUCAGACGAAUUCACGCUUAAUUACAGCAGCUCGGAAAACUUAUUUGUUGAUCACAACAGCAGCGGUGAGCUGAGUCUCGAUGGAGAGCGGACGUCACUGGUCCAAUGGGAUGACUGGGACCAAUCUUUGUGGACGGCCGAACAACGCCAACUUUUGGAAAGGGGUGCAAUCCCGCCCGAGGUCCACAUCACGCUCGGAGUUUUACUGGCUCUUAUCGUCCUAUUCGGAGUGGCAGCCAAUUCCUCGAUUUUCUACGUCUUCGCGAGGUUCAAACGGCUAAGGACGCCGGCCAACGUGUUCAUCAUCAACUUGACCAUCUGCGAUUUCUUCGCCUGUUGUCUCCACCCACUGGCCGUAUACUCGGCGUUCAGGGGCCGCUGGUCUUUUGGCCAAACAGGUUGCAAUUUGUAUGGGAUGGGCGUCGCCUUUUUCGGACUCAACAGCAUCAUGACCCUGUCAGCCAUCGCCUGUGAGCGGUACAUUGUCAUCACGUCCAGCAGUUGCCGGCCGGCUGUCGCCAACUGGCGGAUAACUCGACGUCAAGCGCAAAAAAUUUGUGCGGGUAUUUGGUUCCAUUGCGCCGCCCUGGUGACUCCACCGUGGCUAUUUGGGUGGUCCUCUUAUAUGCCGGAAGGAGUUCUUGUCACCUGCUCAUGGGAUUACACUUCACGAACGCUGUCCAAUCGGCUCUAUUACAUCUACCUCUUAUUACUCGGAUUCGUUCUGCCCAUUUCCGUUCUGACCUUUUGCUACACGUCCAUUUUCCGGUUUAUCGUCCGCUCUUCACGAGAAAUGACCCGGUUAAUUAUGACGAGCGAUGGUCGGAUGUCGUUCAGCAAGACGACCGUCUCCUUCCGCAAAAGGCGGAGGCAGACGGACGUCCGGACGGCGCUGAUAAUUUUGUCGCUGGCCAUGCUCUGCUACACGGCCUGGACACCUUACGCCAUCGUCAGUCUCAUCGGCCAGUUUGGCCCGGUCGACGAAGACGGCCAGCCCAAGAAACUGUCGCCCAUGGCUACGGCCAUCCCGGCUUUUCUGGCCAAAACGGCCAUCGUCUUCGAUCCUUUGGUUUACGGAUUCUCCAGCCCACAGUUCCGAAAUUCCGUCCGUCAAUUCUUGCGUCGUCAAAGCGUGGACAGCAGCGGGAACGGCGGAAUUCGCGGAGGAGGCAACAACACGGCAAUGAUUGUUAUAAGAGGAGCCGUGAAUCAGAACAGAAAUUCGGCUCGGUCCAAUUUACAUGUGGUGUUCUCCUCUUUAAGUCGCAGCAUCAGAAUUAAUUCCGGUGAUUCGGCAUCGCAUAAGUUGAACGAUUCUUCCGCCUCAGGAAGACACUCGAAGCCUUCGCUUCACUCUGACGCCAGAGACGAACAGCAGCAACUUUGCGGAGGUGGGAACUUGAAAAAGUCUUGCAUGAAGCGGAUCAACAGCCUGAAUAUUCCGAGAGGCGGCCGGAAUUGGCGGAAAGGAAGCGGAUUGAGCAAACAAAGCCUACAGUCUUAUUCGGCAACGGAAGAGGCUUCUGUCACCAAAUCUUCCUCAUUGCGGAUGUUGCAAGUGCAAGAGGAGGCGGGUGUUGACAAAGUACAACAAUCCGUCAAAAAAGAGCGAGUGAUUCAACUUCUCAACUCGACGACUCCGCAGCAGAGGCGAUCUUCCGAGCCCAUGCAAAGCUCCUCCGCAUGCUCAAGACAAUACUUAGGAAACUUAGCAGCUAGCAAAUCCUGUGAUCACUGCAUAAAAACGGAAGUGGAAUUGAAAGGCCAUAAGAGCUGCCAAGCAUCAGUGGAGCCUAUGUAAAUUCCCCUUGUUUAAUUCACACAAACAGCGGCGCCUUGUUCCACGAUUCGCUUGAAUUUGUAUACCAUAUCCAACGGCAGAAACCACCAGAAUGGUCCUUCUGGAGAAGGAGGAAUUGUUACAAGAAACUUGUAGAUAUCCUAGUGAAAACAACACUGGGAUUCUCGAUCAUUCCCCCAAAAUAGCUAUUGGACUUAUCGUCGACUCCAUUUGAAUGAGGCACUCGUCUUCAUUCUCAGGAGGUCGAAGAGGUUGUGUCCAAACAAUUAGCAUCUGUUGCGCAUCGCGCACCGCGCACCUUUUAAAUUACCUGGUUUAUGGCUGAAGUGACACGCAUCGGUAAUUACUUUUCCAUAUUGGCUUGAAUGACCUAAACAACAGCGAUUUUUUUAAAAUUAUUUAAUGAAUCGUUAAAUUAGCCACCAUCCAGAGGGAGAGGCUAAUAAGUUUUUAAUUUACGACAUUACUUUAUUUUAAUACUCUAAUUCUUUGUCAAAUUCUCAAGAUGUUUCAAUAAGCAACGUGCUUUAUUCAAAUCCAUGGCCUCCGGUAGAAUUUUUUUUUCCAAAAUUUAACGUAUUUGUAAUCAAAUUAUUAUAUACUCUUGAUUGUUGUCUAAAGUGGGCCAAAAGGUCAAAUAAAAUGAUGUCGAAUGCUUAAACUGUACUGCAAUAAUAUUAAAAAUUUUCUUCAUUAUCAACUUAUCAAGUGACGGAUUUUGAUGGAAAAUUCAAAUUUCGUGCCGCGAGAGUAAAUUGGCAGAACCCGUUGAUGAAACACUCACGAAAAAUUCAUGUACGCAGUAGAUUCGCGAGCUCGUAGGUGGCAGUCCAGUGGGCAGAAGCACAGGAUGAAUCCCUGAUGAUA